Molecule: messenger RNA, 2139 nt
Organism: Venustampulla echinocandica
Lineage: Eukaryota; Fungi; Ascomycota; Leotiomycetes; Helotiales; Pleuroascaceae
Exons: 4
Coding region: 1-2139 (712 amino acids)
Biological process (GO): positive regulation of transcription by RNA polymerase II
Cellular component (GO): nucleus
Molecular function (GO): transcription cis-regulatory region binding; DNA-binding transcription factor activity
Source: RefSeq, a predicted model, not a curated record
AUGAAUGGCGGCCAGGAAGACGAUUCUGCGAACGGGAACCACAGCGGGAAUUGGAAUGGGAAUGGGAAUGGUAGGCUAGGGGGGUUCUAUGCUUAUCGCAAUACCUUCAAUCGGAAUAAUGUCUGGGUAGACGUUCCAAAGACAGGUACGUAUGUGAACUCGAGGUCGAACUCUACCUCGAGCCCGAAGGCAUUCCGCUCACCCGAAGAACAAGAGACUAAUGAUCCAAACUCAGUAACCUUUUGCAACGUUACGGACCCUUUCAACAUGGAACCGACCCCCGAACUCGAAUGCCCACCAGCUACAGCUUCAGCUUCAACCCCCAUUGUCGCACCGCAGAUCGAGGAGCGUGCUAGCAUUAACUAUGCACACUACGACCAGGCACAUGGGCUUGAAGCGCUCUCUACCAUUGCCACGAGCAACAUACAUUAUGCCCGGCCAUUGCCAAUUCCUGAGCAGGCGUCACUAGAUGCCACUGCGUCGCCGCAUUCUUCGAAUAAUUUGAAUUUCAUUUUGAACCCUGCUGGACCUGAAGGAUCUGCUAGCUUAGCAUCACCUCCGCUUGAUCCUGCUCUUGUCGUCCCAAUCUCCAACUCCAACAAAGGAAACGGCCCGUUUCCCGUUGAAGAUCCCGAGGUAGCAUUUCUACUCCGCCAUUUCGGCGAGACGACUGGACAAUGGAUGGAUCUUUUUGAUCUAGGAUGUUAUUUUGCACAUCAUAUUCCGGUCCUCGCCAUAUCGAUCCCGCUCCUUCGGCACUCUGCAUGCGCAUAUGCUGCGAAACAACUUGGUCGUGUACAGGGAAGGCAAGUAACUAACAACAGAAUCGUUGUCCGGCCAUCAAAUAUGGAGCCGUACCCUCACCCAGAAACCGUUGACUGGUCUUAUAUCGGCGCGAAGUACUAUGACCUAGCGAUAUCCCUCUUGAUGAAGGAACUGUCUAACCCUGGGAGUCUUGAUGUGCCAAUGACACCAAUAACGAGCAUAGAAGAAACAUUCCAUCAGGGAAGUGCACUAUCUCCACAGAGCAUUCUAAGCAGCCCUGCGAACAAGAGACGUCGCGUAUCUAGACCAACUCCGUCUAGUAAUGCCGAUGAUACUCUUGCAGCAACUGCCAUUCUUUGUGUAUACGAGUUUUUGGACAAUGCAAAUACUGCUUGGUCCCGCCAUCUUAAUGGAACGAAGACGUUAUUUGAUCUCGCGGAGGAGGAAGGCAUGAUGCCAGCUUGGUCCCCUACCAGCCCUGGGUCACUAACUCCACGUAUCAAGCCAUCAAGAGCCCGGAAGGCUACGUUUUGGAAUUUCGCUCGCCAGGAUCUUCUAGCAGCAUUUAUUAAUGAGGGUCAUACAAGAUUGGACACAGAAGACCUCGGUCUGUGGCGAGCUGCAGGGCUCCAUAUCGAUGACCAAGGCUUAGUUAUCGCCAGCAAUACAGAAGACUCGCAGUUUCCAGAAAGGAAUCUAGUUAUGCGCGAGGACAUGAUUUCAAAUGCACUGAUUUGGAUAAUGUCAAAAAUUGUCAAUUUUUUAGCGUCUGGAGACUCUGUGGACAGUGUAUUUCCUCAGGACCGAGCCAGCCCGCGUGGCUUAACUGGGCUGAAUCAAAUGGUGCUUCUUGACAGAUGGAGAGAGCUGGAAAAGGAACUUGAGAUAUGGCAUCAAGGUCUGCCAGACACCUUUCGGCCUUGUACUCACCAGCUGCCCAUUAUGGAUGGGACGCGUUCACUUGAUGAUCCGAGAUCAAUAUUUCCCGAAAUUUGGUACAGCAUACCUAUGUGUGGGUCAACUAUGCAAUCAUACCAUAUGGCCCGGGUUAUCCUUUUACUCAACAAACCUCAAGAGUCAACUGCACGCCGCUCGACUAUAUCAAACCGUCUUCAUUCUUAUCGUUCAAUCGAGGCGGAGGUUCGUGAUCACAGUUACAAAAUAUGCGGCAUGGCACUUGCUGGCCCAGAAGACAGUGUCAGAAUACACCAAGUUCAGCCAUUAUUUGUUGCUGGGCAAUGUCUUACUGAGGUACGCGAGCGACAUAUGAUCUUGGAUCUCUUGCGCGGAAUUGAAGCUGAUCUCGGUUGGGCUACUGAUUAUCGUGUACAGCAACUGCUUAAAGAAUGGGGGUGGCUUGACGAGCCUAGUUGA